Molecule: messenger RNA, 1620 nt
Organism: Symsagittifera roscoffensis
Lineage: Eukaryota; Metazoa; Xenacoelomorpha; Acoela; Convolutidae
Product: mitochondrial Rho GTPase 2-like
Exons: 9
Coding region: 18-1502 (494 amino acids)
Biological process (GO): positive regulation of protein localization to ciliary membrane
Cellular component (GO): plasma membrane protein complex; ciliary membrane
Molecular function (GO): calcium ion binding
Source: RefSeq, a predicted model, not a curated record
GGCCAAGGACUUGUCGAAUGUCUCUGAAGUGGUUCCACUACGCACAGAAGGCAGUGUUGCAUCCUAGCAGUCCCCUAUACAAUUACGAGAUCAGUGAGCUGACAAUAGCAGCCACGCGAGCUUUGCACAGAAUCUUCCGUCUAUGUGACCUAGACAAUGACGGACUGUUGAAUGACAACGAGAUCAACUUCCUCCAGAUCCGUGCCUUUGGAGCGCCCCUGGACAAGAUCAACCUGGCAGAGAUCAAGGGACUCAUCCAGUCCAACACAAUUGCUGGGAUAUCACACGACGCCAUCACCGAAGAGGGCUUUCUAUUUCUGAACAAUCUGUUCAUCCAGCGUGGCAGAAUAGAGACAACGUGGGCUAUCUUGAGGAGCUUCGGCUACUCGGAUGUGCUGGAAAUAAGAGAAGACCUCAUCCAGCCCAACUUCGACUUGAAGCUGGGAUGUUCAGUGGAGCUGACUGGACUGGGGAGUGAGUUCAUGGCUUCUCUGUUCCACAAACACGACCGAGACAGAGACGGGGCCCUGUCUCCCCACGAACUCAUGGACCUGUUCGAUGUAUGUCCCCGCAACAACCCCUGGGGCAUGGAUGUGUUCCACAGUGUGACCACUAAUAACAAGGGAUGGAUCGACCUCAACGGAUUCCUCUGUCAGUGGAGCAUGACAGCCUACCUGGACACCCCUAGAUUUAUAGAGUACCUGGCCUACUUCGGAUACAUGGAGUGCGACCACAACAACAACUCCACCGCCAUCAGGGUGACUCGAUCGAAAGCAGAGGAUCUGAAGUCUAGAGUGUGCACGCGCAACAUGUUCCUCUGUCACGUGAUUGGGCCGGAAGGGGCGGGGAAAAGCUCGUUCAUGCAGGGUCUGUUGGGGAGGACUGUGAAGGAGUUGAGGAGGAUGGACCACGUGAACGAAUUGAGCAGAUAUGCGAUCAACUGUCUAAACUACAAGGGACACAACAAGUACCUUCUGAUGCACGACUUUGACGUUGCUGAGAAUGACAUUUUGACAGACGAGGACUUAGAUUGUGAUGUGGUGGUGCUCAUGUACGAUGCAAGUGACUCUUACUCAUUCGAAACAGUAGCUAUACUGUACAGGAACCACUUCCUAAACCCAACCUGCCCUCCUAUUGCCUCAAGUAGCCAACUCACAUCCAGUAGACCAUCAGUAGUCAUGCCACCACCCAGAGUGCUAAUAUGCGGAGCAAAGUCAGACAGAGCUGAGGUGAAGCAGCAGUUUGAGAUGAGUCCGGCACAGUUCUGCAGAAGACACUUGCUGCCGCCCCCAGUUCUGGUAUCCAGCUGGAGUGAGAUCAAACCCCACGUAUACCACACACUGCUCUCCCUCGCCAUAAACCCGCACAAGAGAAGGAAAUACCACUACUAUUACUACUCUUUCAUUGACAGUUUCUGGGCCAAAACUACUGCAGCAAUCACAGCGUCCACAGUUGGCGCCCUUGCCGCAGUGCUAAUAUAUAGAAAGUACAUCAGAACAUAAUUUCCCACAAAAAUCAAACUUCGUAAUAUAUAAAUAUAUAUUAGGCUCUUUUCAAAGUUCAGAGUCUGAACUUUGUUUUGCUGUCACACAAUCAAUUUUGAGUGGUUGUACGUUUCAU